GAGGGUUAGCUUUUAACUACAAACAGUUACCACCUAGCAGCUGAGACAGCGGGGACUCUACACAAGGCAUAAGGAGCUCAUUGUCAUGGCAGAUGGCUAUGUGUGGUUUGAAGGGAUAGCAUUCCCUGUACCGGAUUUCAAACCUGAAGUCUUAAGAGAAGUACGGGACAAGUUUGUGGUGAAGGAUGAAGAUGUAAUAACAGUGACUUAUCCUAAAUCAGGAACCAACUGGUUGAUGGAGAUUGUCUGCCUGAUUCAUUCCAAAGGGGAUCCCAAGUGGGUCCAAUCCGUGCCCAACUGGCAGCGUGCACCCUGGGUUGAGACUGCACAUGGAUACGAAAUAUUGCAGAACAGCGAGGGACCACGCAUUUUCACAUCUCACCUGCCCAUUCAACUCUUCCCCAAGUCCUUUUUCCAUUCCAAGGCCAAGGUGAUUUAUGGCAUGAGGAAUCCCAGAGAUGUUUUUGUGUCCAGUUAUUUUUUCAUGCAAAAGUUGAAUGUUGCUAAAAAACCAGAGACACAGCAACAAUAUCUGGAGUGGUUCCUCCAAGGAAAUGUGGUAUAUGGAUCCUGGUUCGAGCACAUUCGUGGCUGGCUGUCCAGGAGACAGUGUGAAAAUUUCCUGGUGGUGAGUUACGAAGAGCUGACAAAGGACACAAGAAGUGUUGUUGAGAAGAUCUGUCAAUUCUUGGGAAAGGAGUUAAAACCAGAAGAAAUAGAUCUAGUCCUCAAGUACAGCUCCUUUGAAUUCAUGAAAGAAAACAAGAUGUCCAAUUUCAGCACAUUGCCUGAUAUGUUUCUAAAUGAGGGUUUUUCACUUCAAAGAAAAGGAGUCACUGGGGACUGGAAGAAUCACUUCACUGUAGCCCAAGCUGAAGUGUUUGAUGAAGUAUAUCAGCAGAACAUGGCAGGAUUUCCUCCAAAGCUGUUCCCAUGGGAAUAACGUUGAACAUUUCCAGAAGUUCUGUGGAUGCUGAUACCUGCUUUCCUGACCUUGUACUUCUGCAUGCCUGGGAGGUCAUAGCAUCAAACCUAUCACCUCAUUGUGAAGUCUCCAAUGAUCAAAUCUUUACGUUUUUGAUGGCCUACAAAUUACCUGUUUACCCUAUUCAUUUUACAGUAUCUAUACUUGAGAAAUUCUUUAAAAUAUCCAUAAAUACUACACUACAAUAAAAUAUAAAAAUCAC
Messenger RNA from Fukomys damarensis (Damara mole-rat), 1187 nucleotides. Its product is annotated as 3-beta-hydroxysteroid sulfotransferase. The coding region runs from base 86 to 943 and encodes 285 amino acids. The transcript has 6 exons. NCBI's taxonomy places the organism in Eukaryota, Metazoa, Chordata, Mammalia, Rodentia, Bathyergidae. The record is from RefSeq and is a predicted model, not a curated record. Gene Ontology annotation, molecular function: sulfotransferase activity. Gene Ontology annotation, biological process: sulfation. Gene Ontology annotation, cellular component: cytoplasm.